GGUGGCUGUGCACUAUUUCCAGCUAUGCUGUUAAAAAUUUAAAGAGACUACUCGGGUAGCGUUACAACUUUUUUCGAUUUCAGAUGAAAAUAUAAUAAGAACUAAAUUAUUUUAUAAACGUAUUUAUUUAAAGCAUCUCACAUAAGGUAUGUCGCUAACGGUCUUGGACCGCCUCGGUUUGGCUUGAAACUUGAACCGCAAACAGCAAAUCAUUUCCUGCAAAUGCUCACAAGUCCUGAACAGAGCUACGAGUGUUGAUAUAAGACUAUAAGUUGAUACAGGAGGGAGAGCUUACCGCGUCCGUCACGGUCCGUGCAUACAGAAGUCAUUGCUGUUCGUGCUUUAGAAGUAGUUAUCCUUACGACCCUACAAAAUGUCAUUAUUGGCGGGAACAAGGAAGAAACAAGUCAUAUCGCUCAACCCACAGGGAAAAAGUUCUUCAUCUGACUGGCAGCAGUUUGGCUCAAAACUUAUGCAGAAAUAUGGCUGGCAACCUGGCGAUGGACUGGGUAGUGAACGGCAGGGCGAUACCGACUAUCUUCAACCCAAAUUCAAAGAUGAUCAGAGAGGUUUGGGCUGCAGCAUUCAGCAUGAAAACAACUGGCUGGCACACAAUGACGAUUUUAAUGCAAUUUUGGCCACUCUCAACAAGAAACCUGAAAACUCAGCGAUAGGAAUGACAGUCGGGGACGCUAAAUUACCGGCCACAAUGCCUUUAGAAGAAAAAUCAAAAUCGACGAAAGGCCGCAUUCAUUAUCACAAGUUUGCAAGGGGAAAGGAUUUGAGUUGCCGUUCCAAAGAAGAUAUCUCUUCCAUUUUCGGUGGACGAAUUCCUUCAACUGCUCCAACUCUGCAGCAAAAGAACGACGACAUAAGCAGCAGCGCAAUUGAAGUUUCGUCACCGGAGGUUUCGUUUGUUACCGGAUUGCAUACCACAACGAGCUCGGAUAACAUUCAGGAUUAUUUCCAGAAGAAAUUGAAACAAAAGAAGGAAAAGAUGUCAUCUCCGCCUGAGCCAGUGCAAAAAGAGCUUAAUAACGAUAUUCAAGCUAGGGAUGUUUUGCACCAUCAGAAAGAAUAUGACUAUAAUGGUAACGAAAGCAUACCUGCUGAACCUCCAGUAUCCGUUGAGUCCUGUCGAACGAAGAAGAAGCGAAAGCGUGUUGAAACGGUAGUUGAAUUGGUCCCACCGGAAAUCGCGUGCGCAGACGACCAGGAGUUGGAUGACGUCUCCCAUGUUGAAGAAUCCCAAAAUUCUCCGGAAAUGACAACGGCUGAGAGCGGUAUCGAUCGGUGUAGCUCAGUUAAGCUUACGGAGACUGAAGUGAUUACACAAACAGAGAAGAUGAUCAAAAAGAAACGAAAAAGAGUGGAGCAAAAUUCUGUUGUCACCACCGAGAAGAGCUCUGAUUUUGCAGUCGUGGAGAGUAAACUGCCUGAAAUGCACUUUAGCAAGUCUGUGGAAGAACAAAAUCCGGUAAUCAGAAGCGAAAAGAUCUCGCAUGACGUUGAAGCAACUAAUGAAGAAAAGAAAGAAACUACAACAGUCACUAGAUCGUUUGUGAAAACAUUUUAUGGUUUAUCGAUGGAGAGUGUGCGCAAUCAUUUUCGACGUUUAUCCGAUGAACAAAAGGGUAACAUUUUUCCCGGCUCGAAUAUAUUUGAAAUCGUGGGUUAUGGCGAUGAAUUGCUGCAUUAGAGUUUAUCACUUCUACUUGCAGACAGUUUUGAGAUCAAAUAAAAUCGCGUGGUCGUUACCGAUCUCGACAAACC
Paramacrobiotus metropolitanus is the source of this 1773-nucleotide messenger RNA. RefSeq names its product PIN2/TERF1-interacting telomerase inhibitor 1-like. Gene Ontology annotation, biological process: regulation of ribosome biogenesis. Gene Ontology annotation, molecular function: telomerase inhibitor activity; nucleic acid binding. The record is from RefSeq and is a predicted model, not a curated record. Lineage: Eukaryota; Metazoa; Tardigrada; Eutardigrada; Parachela; Macrobiotidae. Bases 374 to 1699 code for a protein of 441 amino acids. Gene Ontology annotation, cellular component: nucleolus. The transcript has 8 exons.